Molecule: messenger RNA, 2370 nt
Organism: Xyrauchen texanus (razorback sucker)
Lineage: Eukaryota; Metazoa; Chordata; Actinopteri; Cypriniformes; Catostomidae
Product: Alcohol dehydrogenase class-3-like
Exons: 8
Coding region: 882-1862 (326 amino acids)
Biological process (GO): formaldehyde catabolic process
Cellular component (GO): cytosol
Molecular function (GO): zinc ion binding; S-(hydroxymethyl)glutathione dehydrogenase [NAD(P)+] activity
Source: RefSeq, a predicted model, not a curated record
AGUCCCAACCUGCAUCUCUGAAUAGCAUUCUGAGAUGCUAUUCUUCUCACCACAAUUGUACAGAGCAGUUACCUGAGUUACCAUAGACUUUGUCUCACUGAAUGUUUUUUGUUUUUGUAAAUUGUAGAGACUGUUUUGCGUGAAAAUCCCAGAAGAUCAGCAGUUACAGAAAUACUCAAUCCAGCCCAUCUGGCGCCAACAAUCAUGCCACGGUCCAAAUCACUGAGAUACAUUUUUUCCCCUGACCCAUAUCUGCAUGAUUGUAUGCACUGCACUGCUGCCACACGAUUGGCUAUUUAGAUUAUAGCAUGAUGAUUGUUGGUUCAAGACAGACUGGUUUGAGUAUUUCUGUAACUGCUGAGCUCUUGUGAUUUUCACACACAACAGUCUCUAGAAUUUACUCCAAGUGGCAGUUCUGUGGAUGGAAAUGCCUUGUUGAUGAUAGAGGUCAACCGAGAAUGGCAAGACUGUUUCGAAAUGACAAAGUCUAGGGUAACUCAAUUGUGGUGAGAAUAAUAGCAUAUAAGAUCCAGCUUCUCUGGAUUCAUUUUAAACAACACAAUACUAAUGUAUGGUAAGUGUUCAGAAAUCAAUAUUUGGUGGAAUAACAAUGAUUUUCAAUCACAGCUUUUUGGCAUGCUCUUUACCAAUCUUUCACAUUGCUGUUGGGUGACUUUAUGCCACUCCUGGUGCAAAAAUUCAAGCAGCUUGGCUUUGGUGGUCCUCCAUCCACACCUUGAUUGACCUGGCUGUGUGGCAUUGAGCAUUGUCCUGCAGAGGAAAAAUCAACCCUCAGAGUAUACUGUCAGAGCAGAAGGAAGCAAGUUUUCUUCCAGGAUAACCUUAUAGUAGCAUCUGGAGUGUGCCAUACUGACUGGACUAUGCUGUAUGAGGUUGGUAAAGGUAUGAAUCCUCAGCCCUUUCCUUUGGUCUUGGGACACGAGGGUGCUGGAGUGGUGGAGAGUGUUGGACCAGGUGUCACAAAGCUGGCCAAAGGAGAUAAAGUUAUUCCUCUGGUGUUGGCACAGUGUGGACAAUGUCAGCGUUGCCUGAGCCCAAAGACAAACCUCUGCACAAAAACGUGGGAACAAACUCAGCAGUGUCUUCUUGCAGAUGGCACUAGCAGGAUCACCUGUAAGAAUCAGCAGGUUUAUCAGUUUAUUGGUAUCAGCACAUUCACUGAAUUCACUGUUGUGCCUGAGGACAAUGUCACAAAGAUUCACCCAGAUGCUCCACUGGACAAAGUCUGUCUGCUGGGCUGUGGAGUAUCUACAGGAUAUGGGGCAGCAUUGAACACAGGAAAAGUAGAAGCUGGCUCUACCUGUGCAGUGUUUGGUUUGGGAGCUGUCGGGCUGGCAGCUGUCAUGGGAUGCAAGGCUGCUGGUGCCACCAGAAUCAUUGCCAUUGACAUCAACCCAAAUAAGUUUGAGAUCGCCAAGACAUUUGGAGCAACUGAGUUUUUGAACCCUAAAGACCACAGUAAACCUAUUCAGGAGGUGCUGAGGGAGCUGACGAAUGGUGGUGUUGACUAUGCUCUUGAGUGUGUGGGGAAUGUGGGUGUAAUGCGGGCUGCUGUGGAAGCAUGCAGUCCUGCAGGGGGAGUCUGUGUGAUGGUGGGCUGGACUCAAGUAGGGGAACUUACUCUGGUCGCUGAGGAUAUCCUGCUGGGGAAAACUCUAAAAGGCUCCUAUUUUGGUGGAUGGAAGAGUGCAGAGGGAGUGUCCAAGUUGGUGCUCGACUAUAUGAGCGGACAGCUUCUACUGGAUGAGUUUGUGACACACAGACUGAGUCUAGAUCACGUUAAUGAGGCAUUUGAUCUCAUGAUCACUGGGAAAAGUAUUCGGACAGUGAUCAAGAUGUGAAAUAGAAGUGAUGUCCCAUCUCCUUCAAAUGUGUUUGAAAGUUCAAAAUGUUUAUUGAUGAUGUGCUGUCUGUCAACUGUCCAUUGAAUACCUGGUAGUCUUGUGAAAUGGACUGUUUUCUCAUAUUUACAAAAAAGAAAAGAUGAGAUAUUUUGAAAAAAAUAAUACAUUUGUACACAGGAAAGGAAAUGUCAUAUUGUGAUAUCUAUAUAUAGAUAUAGAUAUAUUAAAGUUUUACUCCUGAAUCUUGAUAUAGUUCUUUGUAAAUAUUUGUAUUUGUAAGAAAUAUAUCUUGAGACACUCUCUGUCCAUCUGUUGUGUUCCACACAGUAAAUCUUAAUCUGAUGCAUUUGAUUUGGUUGUGUCUGCACUCUAUCAGCAGUAGAUGGCAAGCUUUCACUGAUAAACAACCCUUAUUCGUUCCCACUUUCUCUCUCUUCUUAGUGUGCAGCAUGAGUCAGUAUUCCACCACUGUUGUCUGCAUUGUGACAUACAGAGUAAAGUUUUU